UUGGUUUAGUUUAGUACUGUUGCUGUUGUUUAUGUCUAUUAUAAAACUAAUAUUUUGCAAACAACUGUCAAUCGAUAGAAACACUCGCACUACAGAGCUUGAGUUUAUCGAUAUAUUCAGCAACUGUAGCUCAGGGCAGCCGGACUACUGGCCCUACACUGUCGUCAACGAUUUGGUAUGUUUUGAGGGACUGGUAGUCGAUAUCAAUUGCGAACUGUUUAGUAAACCGCCGCCGCUUAAGGCAACCGCUAGAUAUCUGUUACGUUAUAAUGAUAGUCAAUGGGCGCCUAUUGUUGUCGUAUAUACUGAUUGGCAAAACACACAAAAUGGUAAUUAUAUUGAUACACUGAGGACAGGUACAGUAAUGGACGGCCCAUACAAUAUGAUUGGCGCACCUGUAGUCUAUAAGGCCAGAUACAAUGGUAAAUGGUUUGACCAGCAGUGCCAUAAACGGUCGGGUGUUACCAAGCUCAAUUAUCCUGUAACAACUAUCCAGAUUGGAAAUAUAAAAUGUUUGGCCAAAUAUAUGGUCAUCAAAUUUAAGCCGGGUCUGGUCAGCGCAAAGUUGAUUAAUAAACAAUAG
Molecule: messenger RNA, 583 nt
Organism: Oppia nitens
Lineage: Eukaryota; Metazoa; Arthropoda; Arachnida; Sarcoptiformes; Oppiidae
Exons: 4
Coding region: 32-583 (183 amino acids)
Source: RefSeq, a predicted model, not a curated record